Messenger RNA from Drosophila takahashii, 2516 nucleotides. RefSeq names its product tipE homolog 4 (gene Teh4). The record is from RefSeq and is a predicted model, not a curated record. Lineage: Eukaryota; Metazoa; Arthropoda; Insecta; Diptera; Drosophilidae. Gene Ontology annotation, molecular function: sodium channel regulator activity. Gene Ontology annotation, cellular component: plasma membrane. Gene Ontology annotation, biological process: regulation of sodium ion transport.
GGAAAGUUCAGUCAGGACUCGGUAGCUGUUGGUUGCGGACGUGCGAAAGUCGGGGAAACUAAGGACCACCAAGCAAAACGGAACUCAUUCAUCAAACAUAGACGUCCCAAAUUCCUCACCUUCCAUCCAUAGAAACCCCCUAGUUUUAAAGUCCAAAUAUAAAUAACUAAAAUACAAAGCUAACUAAAAUAGAACACCACCCACUAAAUACAAACAAACAAACUACCCACCAAACCACCAACCACCACCACCCCAAAAAAAGAAACCCACCCAGCAAACAAAAAGGAAUCACCUUGAAAACGGAAUAGGUUGAAAAUAUAAAGACAACCUUUGUGGGCCGGAAAGUGGGCCACCAAAUCAACAAGUCGUAAAUUAGCUGGCAAUUAGCAUAGGAAAUUCAGGUGGAGAUCUCCUCCUCCUCCCAGGAUAAAUGGCGCGGCGCAAGGACAAACCGCGGGUGAUUCCCGAACAGGAUACGCGCAUCUGUCGCGCCAUCUGCCUGUGCCAGCUGACCAUGGUCCUGUCCUGCGUGUCCAUCGUCUACCUGAGCGUGGCCAUCUACUCUCCCUCCUUAAAAGCCUUCAAAUCGGGCUUCGAACACGAUCCUGUGAUGUGUCAAACGGUGGAUCGUCAGAUGCCCAAUAACUGCCCCUGGGCAUCCUGCGGAGAAUGGUGUUUGACCAAGACCAGUGGCUUCUGCCCCCAGAUCCACUCGAUAGUGCGAAGGAAUGGCACCGAUAUACAACUGAACAAUUGCACAAGGGUUACGAACACAUCAUGUGCCAUGAUUGACCUGAGUCGCCUGAACAAGUUCAAUUGCAAUAAUGGCACCGCUUGCAAUAACAUCAGAGGGGUCUUCAACUGUUCCAAUGGACACUGCAAGAAUAUGUCCGAGUUUUUCCUAUGUCACCACAAGGCAGAUGGACACACGAUCAAUUCGCAGAAGGACAACACCAAGCUGAAUGGAUUCUUUGAGUGUCAUGGGGUGCAUUGCACCAAGAUCAAGAAGCCCUUCAGCUGCGAUCGUUAUUGCUCCAAGAUAACAACUGCGAAUGUUAAUACGCUUAUUAUGCAUGAGGACAAUGUAAUCGCAGCCGAUUGUGAGAACGCAGUGGCUUUCAACCAGGCCCGUGGAUCCGAACAUGGCGUCCGCAUCGAACCCUUUGAAUUUUGGAAGGAGGAUGAUGGCAACCUGUUGACCAACUGCGCCACAGUAACCCGAGAAUCCGAUAAUCGCAUCACUGCCACGGAUUGCCUGAAUGGCACCCUCUUGGAACACGACACCUUGCCCGCUCCCUUCAUGAACUUUACCCAGUUCUGGGCGAUCUAUGAUAAUAGCACUAGGUCGGUGGAUCCUGAGCAGAAAUAUCUGCCCAACCAGGCCAACCUGACCAUUUACUCCUGGAAGAAACUUUUCAUCAACCUGGAGGGCUGCGUGAAUACACUUCGCGGGGAAUGCAAGGACUUUGUAGCUCGCUAUGGCAACGAUGGCGAUAACAACACCGCCCAGUCACGCUACCAGUGCUACUAUAACAAGGAUUCAAAUGUGGAGUUUGUGGUGGCACGCUACGAUUUGGAUAAGGUUUAUAGGGAACUCCUGGUAUCGCUGAUAGUGCCCAUUGUGCUCUUCGUGAUCUCUUCUAUAUCAUUAUGUAUCAUCACCAAGUCCGUUAAGGUUGGCGACGAUGCCAAAAUGCGAUGUGUUUGUGCCGGCGACGAUUCGGAUAACGAUGAUAAUGUCUUUGGCGGAGGAUUGGCCAACAAACAGCAGGAUCAGAUGUACGAUACGGACGACGAUGUGGUCGAUCUGGAACACCAAGCAGUUGGAGGACAGGAGCUAUCGGACCAUGGACUACCCCUAGACAAUCAAGAGAUGAUCGGCAGCACCAAGUCGCUGAUACCACUAAGUCCCGCAGGAGAUUCAGGAACCAGUGAGCAGAAUUUCGACCAGGAUCAGGAGAAGGCCACCACCUGCGAUGUGCCCGAGAAGCCAUUGGUUAUACUUUAAAGGGGAUUAAUAUAGAAAUAGGAUUCCAACUACUGGGAAGACCACACGAGAAACAGCACCAAACUUUAUGGACCUGUGCAUUGUACAAGGGGAACUGAAUUUAAAUUCUACUCAGCGCAUUUAUACAACGUUUAUACACCAGCUAACAGAGAACUUUUCUUCGUUGAAUAAGGAUAAUCACACAUGUUUACUGGACUAAUAGAUGAUACCCCAGAUGGCCGAGCUUUAUUUACCGGAGAUUCCCACUUUGAACAGUUCCAGCAGAUGCGCCUUAGACAAAAGUUGCAUUUAUAUAGACUAUAUAUAGCAUAAACCAACUGACAUCUGCUGAACCAAAAAAGGUUAAGAAGAAAAAACACCAGGACAGACCAAGGAUAUAGGCAUCCGACUCGCCUUAACUCUCGACUUUGUAGCUAUGCAAUAUUCAACGUUUUCUUAAACUAUGUAGUUAAAUCGAAGGAACAGCAGUACCUACUUAUAUCUGAUAUACUUAUACUUAUACUCGUAU